AUGGACCCAGCAGGCACCAAUUCGUCGAUCUCGACAUCCAAGUUCGGAGACUACGCGAAGGUCCACCUCGGCGACAACAUACAUUACUCCGUAUCAAAGGGAAAUGCUACUCCAAGCCAUUUCGGAUUCGACGACUUCCUUGCCACGUUGAAUCCAAUCCUGCCAGAAGAUCAGCGGAUUCUGACCAGGGACCGUUACUCUGGCGCGGGUCCAAAUUCGUUCAGGAGGGUGCUUGACGAUAAUCCCGUCUUCGAUUUUGAGACCUGGUAUCAGGGUGGUCACCAAAGGUUGCUAUGGAUUCAGGACAAGACGAACCAGGGGCACAGUCUCCUGGUGUUCCGAAUCAUUUCGCACCAAGCACUGAACGUACACCUCGAUCCUUACUACAUUCCGAGCCGUCCUCGACUUGGCCACACACGCCCUUUGAUUGUGUCUUACUUCUUCUGCAGUCAGUUCAUGGGCACGGCGAAAUGUGCAACAGAAGUACUUCGUGGCCUGAUAUAUAAUCUACUGAGAACCGACGAGAAGGCUUUGGUCCGGCCAACUGCAGAUCCCAACACUCAUGACGAUGUGCACGAGUUCAGUCGCCUGUCCCGAGUACUACGCAAACGUUUGCAGAAAGCUACAGCCGAAGGCUAUCGUGUCAUUCUAGUUGUCGAAGGCAUCGACCAGUGCGCCGAUGAUGCAAGUGAGGUGGGUGUACCACACUUGCUGAGCACACUGCGUGAUGCCUGGAAGGAAGGCAACGAAAACGACGUGGACACCAACAUCCAAUGCAUCAUCUCCAGCCGGCCGUCACGCGACAUCGAAUUGGAACUACGCCUGCUCGACUUUAAUUUCGAGGUGAUCGACCUUGAAUCUGGCUUCGUUGCGGACGCAAACCAGCUCCAGGCGCCAUACAACUCGCUCAAGGAGAGCUCCAGAGUGACUGAGUCGUCAUCCUGGUUCGAGUACAGCAAUGCUGGUCGGGAUUGGCUACGCCGUGCCAAUUACGAAGCAUCUCCAGUGCGUACUCUGUGGUACCGCCGAUCUGGCGGCAACUUCCAGCCACAGAAACUGCUUAUUGCCUGCGUUGAAAGUCUGAUGUCCAAGUACGACAACACAAACCCCCGCACGCUCUACUUCUCUUUCGCCUCCGGUAUGGCACAUGAAUCCGGAACGCCAGGUGCCACGAGCCGCAAUUGUCAGCCUUCAGCUAUAGCGCUGCAAGCCUUGUUCUGUCAGCUUGCCGCGCGACGUUGCGGAUCCACGGAAUCAUGGGUGGCGUUUCUGGUAGCCUUGCCAGAGACGCACAAAACGCUGCUCCGGAACAUUCAUGUGAAGAAACAGGAUCUUUCGUCUUUUGGACGAGUUCCACCGUCCCACAUGAAGCAGCUUGUGGCAGCAGUACUGGAUACAUUUGUUGAGCCAUUGGUACUUAUCUUCGACUUUCUCGAAUUGACGGACGUGGAAGGCUGGGAAGAUGUCGUUUCUGCACUCGAGAGAGUUUUGAAGCCUGGGACACGAAUGCUCUUCUGUUGCGAUGGCCAACUUUUGCGUGAUUACACGGCCCGUGCGACUCCAGCGCGUGCCGAGGUAGUGGUCGUUGAUGAACACACCGAGUAUCUUGGUAUGAUGAGACUUCAAUGCCUUCAAACUCUUGAAGUCAAUCACAUUAGUCUUCGACGCGAACAAGUUCCUGACGCUCUCGUUCAAACCAACCGAUGGCUCUGGAGCCACGCCAGCUUCCAGCGAUGGGAGGAAGAAGGAGGUCUGUUAUGGAUCUACGGUCGGCCUGGCUCCGGCAAAUCGGUCCUAGCGAAGACAAUCCUCAGAGAACUUGAGAACUCGAGCAACAGUACAACUCACCUAGAAAGACGGCUUAUUUGCGAUUGGUUCUAUAAUUCCAGCGGGGGAGAUGUCGGCACGGCGCACAGCUUCAUGUUGCGUUCUGUUCUUCGCAACAUCUUGAGGCGCAGUGAGCACCUUUUCGAUAAGGUGAAGCACCACUACCGGUCCCUAUUCGACGCCAAAGGCACCAACGAUGUGGCCUGGACCACUGCAGCCCUCUGCGAUUUGCUGCUUGAGAUUUCUGCUUCUCCUGCUGCACCGGACACACUCAUCGUCGUAGAUGGGCUGGACGAAUCCGAAAACGGGGACAACCUCGAAGCAAAGCAGUAUUUCGUUGGUUUUCUCUACAAAUUCUCGCAAUUGACACUCAGUCGCGUGCGAUGGAUCGUACUGAGCAGACCGGAGCCGGUUAUUCGAGACGCAUUCCGCGGAGCCAAUCGGCGGAUUUCCUGCGCGAUCAACAUGGAUGAAGAGAAUGAAGACGAUAUCAACACAAUCAUUGGAGCCGGCUUGGAUGGUAUCCGCGCUGCCUGGGAGCGGAGUGUUGGGUUGGUAGACGACAAAGAAACCUCUUCCUCUGUCGAUGCCGUUCUACUUGGUAUGGCGACCUACUUAAAAGAGCAAGCAAACGGUGUGAUCCUAUGGGUCUCGCUCGCGCUGAACCAGCUUAAACUCAGCGUCGAAAGUAAAUAUGGCUUCUCCCUCCACGAUUUGGACAAAAUUAUGCGCGGCUUGCCCCUUGGACUUGACGACUUCUAUUCAAAGAUUAUGUUGAACCUGAAUGUUGUCUCGGACCCGGAAAGGCUCUCAACUACCAAGGCAAUGCUGACGUGGAUCAUCGGCGCGCGGCGUUGGGCUCCGUUGCAGCUUCGACACCUUCGCGAAGUCAUGGCUAUGGCCAAGUUGGCUCAGGUAGACAAGCGGCCCGAUAUGGAUAUGCUCGAGAGCCACCGGCCUGUAGUUCGAUCCCCAAGAGACUGGAGCGGGUUUCGAGGCAUCAUAUACCAACACUGUGGACCGCUCGUCGAAAUCCGAUUGAGCAAUGCCGACGACAAACCCAAGGUAGCCCCGUCAUCCACGCUGGAGAUGCUCCAUGAGACUGCGAGGAGCUAUCUUAAGGAUGAGAGACGAAGCGGGGUGUUUUACAUUGACACCGUUGCCGCAGAGCAAACUGUUCUUGUCGAGUCGUUCAAAUACCUUGGAUUUGCCAUUCCUCCUCCAACGCUUCUGGAUGCAGGUGAUGCGCCACGGCCACUUCGGACCUCUUUAUUGUCACAGACUCGGAGCAUCAUUUCGACAGACUUCUCGGAGAGUCGAGAGUGGCGUAAUUUGUUAUCGCGGCCACCUCGCCGGACAGAGGAUGAACUGCGGGGACGCGCACGAAAAGACUAUUUGGACAGCUGGCCGCUCGCCUCUUUGGCUUUCCAAGUUCUGCGUGGCAGUCAUGCCACGGAUGACUCAACGUUGAUCACUCUGCUGCCUGACCAAGGCACUAUAAGAGAUUUUCGGGCUCUUUUCAUCACUUCCUGGCUGGCGGAUACCUAUUACUCGAUGGAGCGGCAGCUGGACUACUCAGUUGUCGAGCUAUUCACCCGUCACUGCUGCGAAACUGGUCAGUCAACGACGCUGGCCAAAACCUUCGAGCUGAUAGACGGAUAUGCUGCGCUUUACCGCUCCGAUGCGGAUGAGGCGGCACCCAAAAACAGCCGUUUCGAGUAUUCGGUGCUGAAGGGAGCUGUUGCCGCUUUCCUCAACGUCGCUCUCGAUCAACCUCGUUGCGGAAGGGCGGUCGGCUCUGCUCUCCUCAAGGAGUGCAGGAUGUAUUACAGCCUAUUGGAAAACUCCAGCAGCGUCGGCAUAAACACCGUACCCGCCGGGAGUCAUGUCGAAGACCAAAGUGCUGGCCCGUCCGCCACUAAUGAAGGUCGGGCGAUGCUGGACAAGAUCAGGUCCAUCGUGGACACUGCAUACUGCGAGCAAUCGCCCCAACAGGAUUUUUCGGACAGAUGUCGUUGUUAUCGCCAAGUUCACAUCGUGACUCUUCCCGGCGGACGCAAGUCGGUCUUCGUCUGGCAGGUGUACAGUGCAAUCGAGGACGUCCUGGGUUGGUUGCGGGAGAAGAACCACGAUUCGCCUGGGGAUUCAGAUGUGCUAUCCUCCAUGAAGUCGACAUUGCUGGAUUGGUGGAACGACCCCGUUGCUCCCUUCUCCCAAGCCAUACUCAGACACUGCGCAUUAGAAUUGGACACCAAGCUACAGGGUUCAGACAGGCCUGCGGCAAUUCCUUCAAUUGCUGCUGCAGAUGGCAGGUAG
Purpureocillium lilacinum is the source of this 4143-nucleotide messenger RNA. NCBI's taxonomy places the organism in Eukaryota, Fungi, Ascomycota, Sordariomycetes, Hypocreales, Ophiocordycipitaceae. The record is from RefSeq and is a predicted model, not a curated record.